AUGGUAAACCCCACGGCUUCCACGUCGGAAGAGGAAGAGUUUUCCGCGCUCUCGAUUCAACUUCGACAGGCUGAAGCCCAAUUCUCCGCCCAAGAGCGAGCCAUCCAGGCGUAUUCGGCCGGCAAGGGCAUUGAGGAUCUUUUAGAGAAAUCGCCCGAGCUCAGGGAGGUGUACACCCGGAACGAGAAGCUCAAAUAUCGGAAAAACAUCUUGAUGGCGGCGUUGGAGGCGCAACUCAAGAAAAAUGGUGCUUCCCCGACGGCUGCUCCAAGCAGCGCGAAGAAAGCGAAAACUGCUGCCCCGGCGGCCGCAGCUGAAGAACAAAAAGGCGCACUGAACCCCAAGCUCACCGAGAAGUUCGACUACGUCAAGGUGGAGGACUAUGGGAGCAGCAUGCUGCGCCGGCUAGCCGACUUGUUCAAGGCGGCCAUUGGAAAAGCUUAUCCGGACAUCAAGCUUGACAACAUCGCGCUGAACGAAUGCCAGAAUGCGAAGCUCGGAGAUUACCAGUGCAACUCGGCGAUGGCUAUUGCUAACAAGCUGAAAGCCACCGGCGCCAAGAUCCGCCCAAGCGAAGUGGCCGAGAAAAUCGCUGCCGAGCUGCCAAAGACGGACUUUGUCGAAAGUGUCGACGUCGCCCCGGCUGGCUUCAUCAACAUCCACCUGAAGAAGGACUACAUCCAACAUCGCGUGUUUACUGUGGCGAAAUCGGAAAUGCACGUCGGCCAUCUCCGGUCCACGAUCAUUGGAGACAGCAUUUGCCGUCUGUUGGAGCUCGUCAAUUUUGAUGUCCUGCGCAUCAACCACGUCGGCGACUGGGGCACCCAGUUCGGCAUGCUCAUCGCCCACCUGCGCGACAAGUUCCCGGAUUUCAAGGAAAAGACGCCGCCGAUUGGAGAUCUACAGGCUUUCUACAAGGAAUCGAAAAAGCGCUUCGACGAGGACACCGAAUUCAAAGCCCGCGCCUACGAAUGCGUCGUGAAGCUCCAAUCGUUCGAACCAACGAUCGUCCACGGCUGGCAGCAAAUUUGCGAUGUUAGCCGAAAAUAUUUCAAGAGCGUCUACGAUCGCCUGGACAUCAAACUUAUUGAACGUGGCGAGUCCUUCUACCAGGACAAGAUGCAGGCCGUCGUUGAGGAGCUGGAGAAGAGGAGCGUCCUGAAGGAGGAGGACGGCCGAAAGGUCAUGUUCCCGACUGGGUGCAAUAUCCCAUUGACCGUGGUGAAAAGCGACGGCGGCUUCACCUACGACACUUCCGAUUUGGCGGCCCUGAAGCAGAGGCUCAACGACGAGAAGGGCGACUGGUUGAUCUACGUCAUCGAUUCGGGACAGAGCUUGCAUAUGGAGACCAUCUUCGCCGCCGGCCGCGACCUCGGCUGGUACAAGCCCGAGGAUAAACGUGUCGAGCACGUUGGAUUCGGAUUGGUGCUGGGAGAGGAUAGGAAAAAGUUCAAAACUCGAUCCGGCGAGACGGUUCGACUCGUUGACCUGCUCGACGAGGGCUGCAAGCGAGCUCGCGAGGGGCUGGUCGAGAGGAAGAGGGAUGAACACAUGACCCCAGAAGAGCUGGACGCGGCCGAGAAGAGCGUCGCUUUUGGUUGCGUCAAGUACGCCGAUCUUUCGCACACGAGGACCCAGGAUUACGUCUUCUCCUUCGACCGCAUGCUCGAGACGACCGGCAACACGGCCGUGUAUUUGCUGUACGCGUACACUCGAAUCAAGUCGAUCCUCCGCUCUUCCGGUGCCCAAACUGAAUAUGAAGCGUGGCUCGCGUCGAACGACUCCGUCCCGCUGGACCAUCCGAGCGAGCUCAAGCUGGCCAAGCUCAUCCUCCGCUUCAGUGAUACGUUGUUGCUCGUGUUGGACACGCUGAUGUUGCACCCGAUUUGCGACUACCUCUACCAACUGGCCACGCAAUCGUCCGAUUUCUACAGGGAAUGCUGGGUGAUUGAGACUAAAGGCGAGCGCAAAGUCCACUACAACCGCAUGGCCCUCUGCAUCGCCACCGCCAACGUCAUGAAGACGUGCUUCGACAUCCUGGGCCUCCAUCCCGUCGAGAAGAUG
Molecule: messenger RNA, 2064 nt
Organism: Mesorhabditis spiculigera
Lineage: Eukaryota; Metazoa; Nematoda; Chromadorea; Rhabditida; Rhabditidae
Source: the annotation of a GenBank genome assembly